This is a messenger RNA of Nymphaea colorata (pocket water lily), 835 nucleotides long. RefSeq names its product probable receptor-like protein kinase At3g17420. Lineage: Eukaryota; Viridiplantae; Streptophyta; Magnoliopsida; Nymphaeales; Nymphaeaceae. The record is from RefSeq and is a predicted model, not a curated record. The transcript is spliced from 4 exons. The coding region runs from base 1 to 762 and encodes 253 amino acids.
AUGGAAGAUGAUCAAUUAGAUGAAGACGAUCACCCGCAACCGGAGGUUGAUACUCUGCGGAAGGGAAGUCCAAGGUCGGUGUCGCCUGUCCAAGCUUCACCCAACGACGACGAAUGCCAACAAUCUACCCUCAAUGAAACCAUCGUUGACGAUGAUGAUGGUCAUCAUGUUCCAGGGAUGAACAAUUCUUCACUCCCGACUGCAAAAUGUGGUAAAGACAAUGAGAAGUGGAAACGCCCCGUUCCAACAGCAUCACCCAUCUGUGUUGAAACUCCAUCUCUGUUCGUCCUCAAUGCCCUUGUUGUAGCUCUGUUCAUCAUCACCUGUUUCCCUCCUUCCUCGUCGUCGCCUUUACCCCUCUCCUCUCUCGCUGCAUCACAUCUCUCACAGUUGCUCGUUUUCCCGUCGACGCCCUUACCCCUCUCCUCUCGUGUUGCCUCAUCUCUCUCGCAACAAGGUUCCUCUUCUCUCUCGCUGCAUCACACUCGAUCUCUCCUCGCUUUUUUGUUGUUCACGCGGCAAGGCAGGAAGCAGAGCACCGACAACCUGAAGCCUGCUGCUCUCCUGCUGAGACGGCACCCCAAUUUGGUGCCAUUGUUGGGCUACUGCAUCGUUGAGGAAGAGAGGCUUUUGGUGUACAAACACAUGGCCAACGGGACAAUGUGGUCGCUGCUACAUGGGAAUGGCCCUAUGCGGCCGAGUGAGGUCGAUUGGGCUACGAGAUUGAAGAUUGGCAUUGGGGCAGCGAGGGGGCUUGCUUGAAUGUUUGAGUAAUGACUAGUUAAAUGUUUAAAUUCAGUUUGAACUUGAACCAUUGAGAAGAAUUAUUUACAAG